Molecule: messenger RNA, 6118 nt
Organism: Clarias gariepinus (North African catfish)
Lineage: Eukaryota; Metazoa; Chordata; Actinopteri; Siluriformes; Clariidae
Gene: znf148
Product: zinc finger protein 148
Exons: 7
Coding region: 539-2956 (805 amino acids)
Biological process (GO): regulation of transcription by RNA polymerase II
Molecular function (GO): DNA-binding transcription factor activity, RNA polymerase II-specific; RNA polymerase II cis-regulatory region sequence-specific DNA binding
Source: RefSeq, a predicted model, not a curated record
UAUUAAUAUUCAUAUACCUCUAUAAUGAACUGUCUAGCAUUUAUAAUUACAAUAAGGAGGUAUAUUUUAAUUAUGGUCUAUAUUGGGUAGCUGUAGACCAAGCAACCAAGGAGGCUUGUAGUUCAACCAGAUGUGGGUUAUGCAGCCAUAGGGAAAAAUAGCAAUAAUUCAUAAGAAAUGCACACAUACGCACUAUAUGGACAAAUGUAUUCGGCCAAACAUGCAGUCACGUUGUAUCCAAGUACAUAUACUUUAAUAUGGAGUUGGUCCUCCUUUUGCAGCUAUAACAGCUUCCACUCUUCUUGGAAGGCUGUCCUUAGGAUUUGGAGUGUUUCUGGGGAAGUUCAGGGCCACAUAGCCCAUGGUGUAUGAAUGACAAUCAGGCUUCGAGCUGGCAACUCAACCCCUCAAGUAACUGCCACCGAAACAACGGCUAUAUCUCCAGGGUUAGUAGAGGACUGUCAAGAAUACCAGCAAAGGUCCAUGACAAUCAACUGUUUUUCUGAAGCCACAAGCCACAACCAAGUAAUUCAGAAAGAUGAACAUCGAUGACAAGUUGGAAGGCAUCCUGAUUCGAUGUGGCACUGUGAACAUACACCAUUCAGUGCAAACCUUAGCACCCUCUGGGAUGGAUAAAAGAGGUGGAGGAGGAAGCUUGGAUAUGUCUCUAGGAGAAAAGAGUUUGGCCAAUCAGCCCCUACUUGCUGAUGAUGAUGAUGAGGAGGAAGAUGAGGAUGAAGAGCUGGCUGGCGGGACGCUGACUUCACACAAUCUAAUUGCACAUAAUGAACUUAUGGUUCAAGAGGAGACUGUGAAGAACAGUGCAGCAGGAGAACAAGAAUUUUCUCAGCAACUUUCUCACAAGAUACCAUACACUCUACACAUACCUGUAAAUAUUAAACAGGAACUGAAGCUGUCAGAUCCACUAAUUCUCAGUAAAAAGGACAAGAAACAGGAGAGGGACCUUACAGAAUCCCACAAAAAGAAGAAGAGAAAGCAGCGGUCUCCUGCAAAGAUUCUUACAAUUAAUGAAGAUGGUUCACUGGGACACCAGAACCCAAAGUCACAUAUCUGUGAGCACUGCAACGCUGCUUUCCGGACAAAUUACCACCUACAGAGACACGUCUUCAUUCAUACAGGAGAAAAGCCUUUUCAGUGCACUCAGUGUGACAUGCGUUUCAUUCAAAAGUACCUCUUGCAGAGACAUGAGAAAAUUCACACAGGAGAAAAGCCAUUUCGAUGUGAUGAGUGUGGAAUGAGAUUCAUCCAGAAAUAUCAUAUGGAAAGACACAAGAGGACGCACAGUGGAGAGAAGCCUUAUCAGUGUGAUUACUGUCACCAGUACUUCUCCAGGACUGAUCGAGUCUUGAAGCAUAGACGUAUGUGCCAUGAAAAUAAGGAGAGAAAGAUCCACAAAGCAGCUGCCAAAGAUGGCCUUCGACUCAGCACAGAAACACUCACAUUUUCCUUCCCAUCGAAGGAGAGCACUCUACCUAAGAAAAAGCGGCAAAAGUCCACUGAUAAGAACAGCUCCUUAGUCCAAACCACUGCUGUCACAGACAAGGUUUUGGAGGGUGCGGAGAAAAAGCAAGAGGACAGACUCAACAAAAGUGAUUGUCUUCCUCUUUAUGAUGUUGCCACCAAGGUCAAGGAUGAGUAUGUAGUGACAGAAUAUUCAGUAGAACUCCCAGAUUGUUCACCAGAAAGUGGGCAACUUACAGGGGAGGCAUGUUCUGACGAUAUCACCCCUCCGAAGAUAGUGCUAAAGAAGAUUGCUAGUAAGAAGAGUGUAAAACAGCAGCCAUUGGAACAUUCACAGCCUUUAUCACCCCUGUCAUCAUUUGAGGAAGGAAAAGUCACAAGAUAUACUUUUGAAAUUGUAGAUAACAAGGGCCUGUUGGAUGUAGAGCCAAGCCCUGACUUGGAGACUGUCGAUCCACUCCAGGUUGGGCCUACAAAGCCAACUGGCAGCAGCACAAACUAUGAUGAUGCCAUGCAGUUUCUCAAGAAGAAACGUUACCUCCAGGCAACCACGGUCAAUAACAGUCGUGAAUAUUCCUUGAAUGUGAACAGCAUCUCCUCACAGCCCUCAGUUACUCAGGCAGCCGUGGCCACUGUCAUAGACGAGACUGUUCCUGCCACAAUCCUGUCUGAGACUCAGACUCUGAACGUAGAGAUCAAGGCAAGCCACGAGAAGAACGUGCUUCCUGAUGAAGUCCUGCAGUCGCUUCUGGAUCACUACUCCAACAAGGCCAAUGGACAACCUGAGAUCAGCUUUAGUGUAGCAGACACGGAAGUAACUUCCAGCAUCUCUAUCAAUUCAUCUGAUGUUUCAGAGAGUAGCCCUACUGAGGCCUUGGGUACUAGUUCUCAAGCACCCACCGCAGAAAAGGCUAGUCUUCUGCAAGAGUAUUCAAAGUUUCUCCAACAAGCAUUGGAGAGGACCAGUCAGAAUGACAGCUACCUGAACAGCCAGAGCCUAGCGUUUGUGAAUGAUAGUGCAAGCCUUGGUGGGCAGCCCUUAUUUUCUACAGACAAACAGUUUGGUUCUCCAGGUCGGUUUAGAUCAGGUAUGAACUCUCCUCUGAGACUGGACAAACCACAUUUUGGUCUUUUGGUAGAUUCCCAACACUCGUUCUCAUUUUCGGGUGAUGAAACCAACCCCUCUUCAGUGUCACCGACUGAGGAUUUUCUGGAGCAGGUGUCCCCCAAAAAGACAGACACUCAGGGUAUCACUCAAACGUUUCAGAUUGCGACAUUCGAUCAGAACUUCCGAUCUCAGUUCCAGACGUCCCGGUCUGGACUGUCGUCACAGUUUAGUGUUUCCAAUGGACAGGUCAGCAUAAGAAGUCAUGGAGGAACAGACUUUCCAGAAUUCUCUCUUGUUAAUGUUACUGAAAGCAGAACUCAAAUGAGCUCGUCUCCAGAUCCUACAAGCAGCCACACAUUUGGCUAAAAAAAAAAAAAAAAAAGCUAUUUAAAAUUUUGGUCAUUUAAAAGCACUUUAUACUCUUGCUCUGCGAAUGUAAGCAGCACCAUCUUGGAUGUUCAUCUCAUGGCAAGCCUUUGAACUCCAGAUGUUGUCUUUCUAACUGGGGGUUGUUUUAAUCAUGCAAGGGUGAGAAUCAUUUUAAGGAAGUAGUUUUUUGUUUUUCAGCACACUCAUUUAAUGUCUGUAUACAAAUAAAAGGCACUUUUCUGUAGUUUUUUGUUAACCUCCUGAGACCCAGACUCUACUGUUGUCUACACUGUAAUUUCUUCAGUUUGUUUAUUAGCACCUUAUAACUGUAAACCUAAUUAAUGUCUCUAAACAGAGGUAAGUUUGAUAAAAGAUCAUUACACAAUGAUCCUCAUAUAAGGAUUGUACAAGUAAAUAUGGACAAUGUGAUUGGGAGAAAAUGUCAUGUCCUGAUAUGAGAACAUUCAGGUCUCAAGAGGUUAAUUUAGUCAGUUCAUCUGCACAUCAUACUGCACAACCAGAAUUCUCUAAGAGAAUUUACUUCUUUACAGGUACAUACAAAUAAGCUCUUAAAUUUCCAAUUUAAAAUUAUAAAUUCAUAAUUUUAUAUAAUGGAAUUGUAUAACUCGUAGGUAUUUUUGCACAACACUAUGAAGGUAAUACUCAUUUUAAAGAAAAGCUCUUAAAUUAUUGUGGAACUAGGUACAUCUUUGACACAUUGGUGUAUCUCUAGGUACCUUGAUUGACACCUUAAUAUUUUUCCUUGUACAAAGCAGUACUAAUCCUUGGAACUGGAACUAAUAUGAAAUAACUGUAAGAAAUACACAUCAUUUGGAUUAUACUGGGAAGGCAGACCUCAGAUACAGCAUGGGGUAAUGAAUAAAGGUAUCAAAAGUUCUAUUUUUCAGUAAUGAAACGGAUUAAGUAGGUUUUCCCUGAAAAAGUUUUUUCCCCUGCAUGUAGUGCCUUUUUAUGUAUCUGUGAAACAAAACAACCUAUAAAAACAUAAUCUCAAACUGCCUUUUUAUACCAAUUUUUUGCUUAGUUUUGAUCAUGCACCUAAAGAAACUAAAGGUCUUAGAUUUACCAUAAUCAAAAUGUGUAUCAAAUUUGCACUUGAGCCUUGUGGGCCAGUGCUCCUCAUACCUUGGACUUUCAGGCUAUCUUGAUGUAUGAAACCUAGCCUGAAUUGUGGUGUUCUGGGUCUUUUUAAAACACCUUUUCCAAUUUCAUAAUUGCAAUUAUGGAGAUAUUUUAUAGGGACAGAGACUUGUGAUGUCUUUAUUUGCUAUGCCAUUCUAUUGUGUGUUUGGUAGAUAGCAAGUAAACAUAUUCAAUUGGGAAAUUGAAUCAGUUGAAUCAUGUAAGUUUAAUCAUUGUCCUUGAACUAUGAACUAAAAUUUGCCUUGUCUAUCUUUUUAAACUGACAUUCAUUUAUUCAUUGCAUUAUUUGGUGAAACAAAUGGUGCAUGACUUUAAUCUUUGGUACAUUUAUUUGGUAUUUAUAACCAUAGUUAUCAGUAUAACAAGAUAUUGCGUCUAACAGUGAUUCAUGUCAAUAUACUGCCUAUUUAUGAUUUCUGUAUGUUUGGAUUUCUCUCUUUUUUUCUUUUUUUCAUAAGCUGUAAUUCACAGAUGCUGUUUUUAAAAGCCUACAGGUGUGCCAUGCUAAACUACAGACCAAAUUGGAACUAUAUUGUGAAGUGAUCUUUAUUAUAAAUAGUUGUUUCUCCUUAUACAACAUUUUUUUUUUUUAAAUCCCUCAUUCCACUGCCAGAUGUGUGUCUUGUUUAAGCAUAUGUAUGUGUAAGCAUGUAUGUAUGUAUGUACGUAUGUCUCAGUUGUACAUUUUAAAACUGCGCAUUUUGUUUGUGUAUAUUAGGAGUGGGACAGAAAUAUUGGAUAUAUUUGGGAUGUUUGUGGAUUUUUAAAAUGAAUGUACUUGUGUCAAUUCAGUGCGCAUAAUCCUGUUGGUUCUGGCCUCAAUGAACACUGCUCAAGUUACUGUUGAUUCAUAGUGACUAGGGUUUUUCUCUCUCUCUCCCUCGCUCUCUUCCCCUCUCUUUUUUUUUUCUUUUUUACCACAGUGGAUAGUCUCCUUUUGUUUUAUGUCUUAAAAGCUCAUAACUUUAUUUCUUGUCAAUAUAAGAAUUGCUUUCUUUUAUUAUUUAUUUUUUUUAAUUAAAUGGGUUUUCUUUAAACCUAUUUAAAAUCAAAUAUCAGUUCUAUAAAUUAUAUACCUCUUGAGCACAAUCAAAAUUUAUUUUAUUUUUUUUUUUUUUAAGGAUUAAAAUCCAUCAGGUUUUAAAUCAACCAGGAUGUCACUUAAGUCUAAAUGAAGUGUGGACACUUAUUUUUAUGUUUGUAGAAUAUUAUUACUUCUGUUACUACUACAAGCAAUUAUGUCAAUUUUAUUUUUUCCUUUAUUUGCAUCCCAUACAUUGGAAUUAUGGCAGCAUUGAUAUAGAUUUAGUUUUUCUUGUUUAGAUAGAAAACAAUGAACUGUUCUUAAACAGUUAGAUCUAGACAUUAUCACAUUGAUGCGGGAUGGAUAUCCACAGGUUUUUUUUUUCUUCUAUACACUGGUUAUAUUAUUAUUUUUACAUGUAUGUAUCUUUAUUUUAGCCAAACUAUUUCCAUAAACCUUCAUUCAUUUUAUGCAAGAUGAUGUAUAGAACCUGGGGGAUUUUUUUUCUUGCUUACAUUUUUGUGUAUGUCCUUUGAAAUACAAUUGAAAAACUCAGUAAUAUUUCUUUUGUUUUUGCCUUUAUCCACCUCCUACUGUAAUUAUGUUUCAUAGCCUGUGUCUUUCUCUUCACCACUGGUUACCAUAUGUCAAUAGACAGAGUCAACAGGGUCUUUCCUUUUGUCAACAUACCUGGUUGAAUACCAAUGAUAUCCACACGUGAUGUGUUGCAUUAUGUGCGAUUAUUAUGACUAGACACACUCACUCACUUGUUAAUUCUCAUAUUCUCUAUAUUAAUUCUAAUACAGUAUCCUGGAGCCUAUUGCAGGGGACUAGCUGCAUGAGUCCACACAAGCACUUAAACACAUAAUUUUUUGCUAUUUAAUACAGUGGUUCCCAUUCCUGAUCCUGGAGUAUCCCUGCCCUGUACAUUUUAGUGUUUGCUCGGCUGUGCCACACCCACUUCUAUUUAG